Molecule: messenger RNA, 472 nt
Organism: Dentiscutata erythropus
Lineage: Eukaryota; Fungi; Glomeromycota; Glomeromycetes; Diversisporales; Gigasporaceae
Source: the annotation of a GenBank genome assembly
AUGGAUGUUAGGUGUAUUAGAAGUGAAUCAAUAGAAAACAAUAGUAUCAAUAAAAAGAAAGAGAGACGUAGUGAUGAUGUUGUGAAUGUAAGAUGUGUAGUAAACACAUUGGAAGAUAACGCUAAGUUUAAUGAUAGUGGGGGUGAAGCUGCAGAUAGUAGAGCAAAUGAACAUGGAAUUAUAAGUGAAAAGGAUGAGCAAAAGGCUAAUAUUGAUUGUCAAAGCCUUGAAGCAUCUGUGAGCCACCUAUGUACCAUUCGAACAUUAAAUGGUAUGUUGAAGGCUUGGAAUUAUAUAAAUGAGCCAUUAAAGUUAUAUAAUUUGAGCUAUCAAAGAACCAAUAAUGCGCAUUUAAAGUUUGGGAGUUCAAUAUUACAAAGUGUAUGUAUUCAGAAACAGUAUAAAAGCAUAAAAGCUAGAGAGUUGAGUAUUCCAAAUUUUUAUGGUGAUAGAGACUAUAAGAAAAGUACUG